Molecule: messenger RNA, 1642 nt
Organism: Corticium candelabrum
Lineage: Eukaryota; Metazoa; Porifera; Homoscleromorpha; Homosclerophorida; Plakinidae
Product: trifunctional enzyme subunit beta, mitochondrial-like
Exons: 17
Coding region: 69-1463 (464 amino acids)
Biological process (GO): fatty acid beta-oxidation
Cellular component (GO): mitochondrion
Molecular function (GO): acyltransferase activity, transferring groups other than amino-acyl groups
Source: RefSeq, a predicted model, not a curated record
CCGGGAUUGUUAUCAAUUAGUCACCUCAGACAUUGUGACCUCUGACGUGACCUCUGCGCCUCUGUGAAAUGAUGCAGGCAGGAAUACGACCGCUGGGACACGUCAAAGCGGUCUUGUCGCUGUUUGGCACUGCAGCGAGGGCGACUGGAGUGACUUUCGACUUGCGAUCAAAGUCGUCAACGAGUACGACUUCUACUGGCAGGAACAUUGUGCUCGUAGAGGGAGUUAGAACGCCAUUUCUUCAGUACCUAACCGAUUAUCGCAAUCUUAGCAACUAUGAAGUCGGUCGUAUGGCUAUGGAAGCAUUAAAAGGACGAACAAAGAUUCCACCAGACGAAGUUGAUUAUAUUAUAUUUGGAAACGUAAUCGCUGAACCAACGGCUCCAAAUAUUGCUCGUGAGGUGGCACGAUCGGUUGGAUUCUCUGACAAAACUCCGGCUCAUACUGUGUCAAUGGCUUGCAUAUCUGCUAAUCAGGCUAUAACAUCAGCAAUGGGUCUGAUUGCUGGUGGGCAAGCUGACACUGUCAUUGCCGGUGGCGUUGAGUUUAUGUCUGAUGUCCCAAUCAGAGUAUCACGUGGAGUGAGAAGCAAACUAAUGGCAUUUGAUCGAGCAAAAUCGCUUGGAGCAAGGAUAAGUCUUGCAAUGGGAGCUUUGAGGCAGUUUUCUUUGGAGCUGCCGGCUGUUGCCGAGUUUUCAACUGGCGAGACGAUGGGCAAGAGUGGUGACCGACUGGCUGCUGCAUUUGAGAUCAGUCGGAGAGAGCAGGAUGAAUUUGCCAUUCGUUCACAUAUGUUUGCACAAGAGGCGAGCGACAAAGGGUUUCUUGUAGAUAUUGAGCCUGUGAAGGUACCAGGGAAGAGCAAAUAUGUGAGUAGAGACAAUGGCAUUCGUGUGUCAACAAUCGACAAAGUGUCGAAGUUGAAGCCUGCGUUUGUCAAGCCACACGGCACUGUCACUCCAGCUAAUGCAUCAUUUCUUACUGAUGGUGCUUCAGCGUGUCUUAUUAUGAGUGAAGAGAAGGCACUCGCUCUGGGUUAUAAACCGCUUGCUUAUUUGAGAGACUUUGUGUACGUUGCACAAGAUCCCAAAGAUCAAUUAUUACUCGGCCCAGCAUAUGCCACUCCCAAGCUGCUCGACAAGAAAAAGCUAACGCUGAACGACAUCGACGUGUUCGAAUAUCACGAAGCAUUUGCAGGCCAACUCUUGGCUAACAUGAAGGCCAUGGACUCCGACUGGUUUUGUCAGACUCACAUGUCUAGAAAGAAGCUUGGGUUGUUGCCUGUCGACAAGAUGAAUCUUUGGGGCGGGUCUCUGUCUAUUGGACAUCCGUUCGGAGCCACUGGCGUUCGUCUGGUGACAACAGCAGCUCAUCGACUACGAAAAGAAGACGGAAAGUUAGCACUCGUCGCUGCUUGUGCUGCUGGAGGACACGGACACGCCAUGUUGGUUGAACGUUAUUGAUGAUGAACUUUAGAGUCUAACUUUUUGUGCACUUUAUGUUUGAUAUUGUUUUUAAGUAUGUUUGGUUUGUGCUAUAUUGCGGAUGUUUGUCUCACUGGUGGCCUCUGUCGAUUGUAAAUUCUGGUUGUAAACAUAUUCGAAUCAGUGAUUUACACAGACACAUGCAGUGAUAUCAUAUA